Messenger RNA from Cotesia glomerata, 862 nucleotides. RefSeq lists its product as uncharacterized. The coding region runs from base 106 to 633 and encodes 175 amino acids. The record is from RefSeq and is a predicted model, not a curated record. Lineage: Eukaryota; Metazoa; Arthropoda; Insecta; Hymenoptera; Braconidae. The transcript has 3 exons.
AAUUCCUUAGUUUACAAUUAUUUUCGUGUUAAUUUUCUCUUCAGUAAGAAGAGUACUCAAAUUUAUCGACUUGAAAUUACAAUAGAAUAAAAUAUUGUCAGCAUUAUGUCUUAUAAAUUAUAUAUUUUUUUAUGUUUCUUAACACUGUGUGAGUCUCUUAGAAUACGGAGAGAGCAAGAAACAGGUGAGCUUACACAGGCUACUGAAAGCUAUGUAAUCUAUCACAACGGGCAAAACGUCUCACAAUUAUUAUUCUUGUACCUCAAUUCAAAGUUGAAAUCUUAUAAACUAGCUUAUACUACGCUGCAUUAUCAUUAUAUUUACGAUCAAAUCCGAAAUCAUUAUAAUGAGGUAGCUGAAUCCGAUGACAUUGAGGAUAUUUAUUAUAAUUUGGAAAAAUCAAGUCAAACUUUUAACAAUGAAGGAGACAGUAAUCAAGUUACGGAAUCGUCGAAAGCGAACAUUGUUGGAUUGAGUGAUCUUACACCCAGCUCACACGCUCAAAAAAUGAUACUUGUUAAUCCGAAUCAUCAUCCUUGGGUAUCUGCUCUUACUUUACUGGACUCAAUAUUGGAGUUUCCCAAGGUGAUUUUUCAAAGCGCAACGAAUUCCGUUACCAAUUUUCUUGGAUAGGAUAUCAAUAUAUCUCUAAAACAGUGGUUUGUAGUUCUAUAGUAGUAUUGUAGUUCUAUAGUAGUUCUAUAGUAGUUCGAUAGAAAUAUAGUUCUAUAGUUCUAUAGUUCUAUAGAAAUAUAGUUCUAUUAUACAUAGAUUUAUUAAAUUCGUAAUAACAAUAAUUGUAUAACAACAAAAGUGACCAAUGUUAUCUCAAAUGUAUUUAAAAUCAAUCUCUCAAAAGUUC